Aplysia californica (California sea hare) is the source of this 5819-nucleotide messenger RNA. RefSeq names its product two pore calcium channel protein 1. Gene Ontology annotation, biological process: transmembrane transport; monoatomic ion transport. Gene Ontology annotation, molecular function: monoatomic ion channel activity. The record is from RefSeq and is a predicted model, not a curated record. Gene Ontology annotation, cellular component: membrane. NCBI's taxonomy places the organism in Eukaryota, Metazoa, Mollusca, Gastropoda, Aplysiida, Aplysiidae.
ACGCCCCCAAAGUACUUUAGUUGUUUAGGUAUAUUUAUUUCAUGACUUAAGUUUUACUUUUCCUAGAUGUUUGUACCAUUGCAAUUUUUUUUUGGUCAUACCGACAACAACGUGAAAUAGGAUUCUUGUUUGACCUCAUUCAUCAAUCACGGGAAUACGCCCCCCUGACGGAUCACAGUGUGGUUAAGUGUGGGCCCGAGCGGCAGAAGCGGACUUCGUUUUGUGCUUGCUUUUCUGUUGGACUGUUUGAAACAAAGGAAAUGAUUCUGAGAAUAAAGCUGUGUGGAGAUGUGAUCUAACAGUGUGAUUGAACCCAACCAGUCAGAAUUUAUAUAAUAGUAGGCUAUUGCACCGUAAUUGAUAAACGGUUGGUGUCAAUCAGGAAGCGGUGAAGAAGUGUAGGUCAAGUACUAUCGUCGGGCACUGGUCCCUGUUAUGACGACAGAGCUAUCACCUUUUCUGACAGUGCACGCAUAAAUAGCGUCCGAACAGUACGCCAAGAGAUUUCCCCCCUACAUCCACUGAUUUCUCCGCCUGUUGAAUAUUGUAUAAUGGAAUGUUAUCCCUGACGGCACCUGCUGGCUGCCGUAGCCGUCUGGAUAAGCUUCACCGUCACCAACUAGCAUGGCGGACGUGAACGAGUUGAUCGUGUCCUUGGGCGACGCCACCACGGACAGCAGCUCCGCCGACCCUCCUACAACAAACGAGGAACCUUCUUCGGACAAUGAAAAAGAACAUUCUGUCGUAAGAACGGGAGACAAUGGAGAAAACAAUGAUGAAGGUGGUGCUACAAACUUUUUAUCUCCUCCAAACGGAGAAGCCAAAACAGCUCCAUUGCGCAAGAAAAAAACUGUGUCUUUCAACGAUGCGGAACGCUCGAGCUCGAGAGAUUCUAAGAGCAAAGAUCCUCCUCUGGACGAAGAGAUCCUACAUAUUCUACAACGAGCCAUUCUUACGCUGGAUACUGUAUGUUUUCAUUGCUCUAGACCUCACCCUGGCUAUAUUUGAAGAGCCUGCGGUGCCAAAUGCGUCUAUUCCGUAUUGGGGAACCAUGGUAAUGGAGUUUGCGUGCAUGUGCUACUUCUCCUUUCGGAUUCUUCAUGCCAUGUUCUUUCAAUACUCAAGAGUUUUCUUCAAGGAUGCCAAGAACAUAAUUGUGAUGGUCUCAAUUGUGCUGACUCUCAUAGAUAUGAUCUGCUACAUCAUAUGGCAGAAUAUGUCGCCAGAUACUCAUCCAGUGAGAUGGUCGAGACCACUGCGUCCUCUUUUCAUUGUCAAUUUCCCAGAUGGAAAGCAGAUUCGCAGAGCAUUCCGCAACAUUCGACGCACUGUUCCUGAUAUCAUGAAUGUCCUGUUUUUGUUCCUGAUGAGUGUACUUCUGUUUGGAUUGCUGGCCCUGAAGUUGUUUGCAAAAAGAGGCCUGAAGUACCCAACGGGAAUUCCUUAUUUUAGCAACUACUUUGAUAGCAUCUGGGACUUGUACGUCUUAGUGACCACUGCCAACAACCCAGAUGUCAUGAUGCCAGCCUAUGACUACAGCAAAUGGUUCUUCAUCUUCUUUUUGAUAUAUUUGAUCUUAUGCUUGUACAUUUUCAUGAGUAUUGUCCUUGCCACAAUCUACAAUAAUUACAAGAAAAAUCUCAAGAAUGAAAUCAGAGCAGCUGUAUUCACAAAGCGAAAGCAACUUGCAAAGGCUUUUGACAUCUUGAAAGUAUCAAGACAUGAUGAACAUGUGAUCACACAUUCCCGAUGGAAGCAACUCAUGGGUCUAUUACUGCCUAAUAAAUCUGCCGCUCACACUGAUCUUCUGAUGAAAAUUUUGGACACAGGAAACAAAAACGUUCUUGACAAGAAAGACUUUCUUCAUUUGUCAGACCUGCUACAUCUGCCUUUGUCCGAGGUGAAGGACAGACAGACUUUGUUUGAGAAGUAUUUCCCCGAUGUGUAUAACCAUCGCUACAGUGAGCUUUUCAAGCGAUUCGUCAGACACAAAGCAUUCCGAUACUUGUUUGACUUCCUGAUUGUCAUUAACGCGGUUUUUAUUGCCAUUGAUUUGGAUGUUGCCGACUGGUUUUUCCUCUCAAUUUUUACUGUGGAGAUCCUCUGCAAGCUGUAUGUGUUUGGCGCUAAAGAAUUCUUCUUACGAUUUUGGAACAUAUUUGACUUCCUCGUCAUUGGAUCUGCUCUUAUGGCAUCUAUCAUUGAAAAAGCCACAGAAAAAGCAAAUGAAGAGAUCAGCACUCUGGAUGUCCUGCUUGUGCUCAGGGUGAUGAGACUUGUCAAAAUCUUUGGUAGCAUUAAAAGAUUCAAAGUCAUCCUACAGACUCUGGUCAACAUUGGACCAUCCAUUGUCACUUACGGAGGAGUCAUUUUUGUCUUCUACUACUUCUUUGCUAUCAUCGGCAUGGAACUCUUCAGUGGCUACAUUCACUACUAUGGAUAUGAUGAGCAAUACAUUGGGAGUCAUGGAACAAACAAGAUGCUGUUCUGUGGCAAUGUCAAACUGAACAAUUCACUGUUCUACAAGGCUCACUACUGCAACAACAACUUCAAUGACAUCGUUCAGUCAAUGGUUGUCAUGUUUGAGUUGUCCGUUGUCAAUCAGUGGCAUGUCAUUACUUCAGGAUUCGUCCUUGUCACGAGUAAAGUGGCCAGACUUUACUUCUUCGCAUUUCAUUUAUGCUGCGUCGUUGUAGUUUUAAACAUCUUCAUAGCUUUCAUUCUGGAAGCAUUCAUUUUGGAGUACACUUUGCAAACUGUGCCAAAACUGGAGUCAUUGGUGGAAGCCAAAAUCAAGGAGCUGGGUCUUGGCAUUGGAAUGAAACCUCGUUCGGCAUCCAUUCAAGGGCCAUCAGGUGAUAAGAUAGAGCUGGUAGAUGAGGAGGUUUUGCCCGAGACUGAUGUGGAAGGGGGCGGAGAAGGUGACGGAGAGGACCAGGGAGACGACAGUGACACAGACAGCAUUCCUGAUCUAUCCAAAGAGAAAGGCUUGAAGUUUCACCUGAAGAAAAAAAGUCGCAAAAAGGUUGAAGUGCUACUACAGCACAUGUUCCAGGGUGAGAUUGAUGAUGACGAUGAGGGGCCCUCAGAUUUGGAGAACAUUGACAGCUACAGAAAAAACAGAAAACUGACUCUAGAAGAAGUUACGUGAUUGAACGUAUCAUUGUUUUUUUUCCUAAGAUUAUAACAUACACAAAAAAGCCUUGUAAAUAAGCAGAUUUUUUUGCCCUUGAUGGACAUUCAAGUCUCUCCCCAUGUUGUGAAAAAAGCUUUCUUAACCCCUUCUCCCCACCCCUUCCUUCCAAUCUAAGAUAGGAAGGAAAAAAAUUCCCAAAAUACUCAUUACAUUGUUUAAAAUAUUCACAAACUCCUUUCCUGCUUGUCAAACCAGCACUUAAAUCCACUUCUUAAUAGCAUUGCCAUUGGCUGCAUGCAUUCAUCCCUUAAUUGCUGAUGUUCUUCACAUUUACACUCAAACAUUUUGUUUCUGACAGCUGUUUCUUUUGCUUCAGUGCAAAAGAACAAUGGUAAGGAUAAUAAUACUUACAGCAAUAAUGAUAAUAUCGGCCCUUUUCAAAUUUCACCUUACAGUUGUAUAAAACCAAGAAAUCCCUCAUCUAGACAUACAUGCACACAUCCAAAUGGACACAUAUAUACAAAGCAUAAACAAUUCAUGCUAAAAGAGCAAACAUGUACAUUUUCAAAGCUACAUGCACCACCAUUUGCACUUGCACUUUUUGUCUGAUGUUCUCACACACACAUACACAUGUGUAUAUGGUCACAUUCAAAAUUCAACAUGGGUAGUGAAUAUGUUCCAUCUAAUGGUCACAGAAGUAUUAUUUUCAAAACUUUUGCAAGAGUUUUCAUUUAAAAAUCUGUUGGUUGUCAGUGGACCUAAGUUUCCAUGGACCUUGAAAAUAUCCGUGUUUGCUUUCCAAAGUUUAAAGGGGACAAAAUACACAUGACCCAGUGGUUGGCUGAAGUUCAGCAAAAAUCCUGUUACUAAAGUACACUUUAAGCAGAAGAGUUGCCAAAUGUAAUUGAAUUAUCAGUGUAAACUGACAAAACCUUGGGUCAAAAGCAGAUGCCCCGUAAGCUUCUGGAUCACUAUCAGCAACAACAACAAUAAUGAUUAUAGUUUUUGUUUUAAUAAUGAUAAUGCCCAAGGACACAAAAUGUUGCCCUGACCAGGAUUUUGACCCACAACCUUAAGAGCCUAUUACAUGUACAGGCCAACCGGACAGGUUUUUGACCGUAGGCAGGCCGUACGGCCAGACGAAAUCGAGGAAACUUGGUUUUUUGUUACACACCACAAUCGACCUGAAGGCGGCCGCACCUUGCGAGCAACGUAUUCUACACACUAGGCCUAGUCUGGGUGAAACUUCACACACGUGUGUGCCCCAUGACGCACAAAACAUAAAAAUGUGCUGGAAUGGAAAAUCCUUAAAUACAAAAUGAAACGAGUCACUCUGCAGCCAUUACCCUAAUUUUGAUACCCUGAUUCUGAAUCAGGUAUUAUUUUUUAUCUACGACAUGAUUUUACUUCAGUUGUCCCCAGCGCAGCAAACUUCGAAGGCUGGAUGGCCGGACGUCAAAUUCACAGGCAGCGGCUGUGGGGGUUUUUCAUCCGGCCGGCCGGCCAUUCGCCGGAUGUUCACCUACGGUUUGAGCUGCAUUUCUUAUUACAUGUUACGAUUGGCCGUAUGGCCCAGAAACCUGUCCGGUCGGCCUGUACGUGUAAUAGGCCCUUUACAGUUGCGAGUUCAGUGCCUAAUCACUAGCCUACUGAUGCCAUAACCCUAAUUCCUAAUUUUUACAUGAAUAACAUUUAGAGUUUUGGCACAUUUACAUAAUUGAGCUCAUUUUUUUAAUGAACUAGAACAAUACUCAAGGAAAGAGUUUCCCCUCACUUUAAAGACACUGUUCCAUAACAACAGACAAUUGUGUUUUUGUUGUUUUGGUCUUCAAUUUUUUGUCUGAAACGAUGGUGUAUCUGGCUAAUUCAGCUACUGUGGACCAGAAAACAUCAGUUGCAGUGAGUGCACAGAAAUGAUUGGUGCUCAUAGCUCUGUUGUGGUAGGUUGUGUCUCUUCCAUUGCCAAUAUAUGUACCGAAUUCUUGCCACUGUUUGAUAAUGUUUGAGUGAGUCUCACAAAUCCAGUUCAUGUGGAGUAUCAUCUUAUAGGUAUAUUAUCAGCAUCAUGCCACAAUGACGUAAAUCAAUUUUUUCGGGUUUCCAGAUCAACCCAUUAUUCAAAUAAUGACAACAAGGAGCAUCUUAAAAUGUAGUUUUAUUCUGUAUCAUUAUUUCCCUCCUACUCUUAAUUGAAAAAAUAAUUUGCCCAAGUAAUGGAACUGAUUUGGCAUUCUCUUUGAUUUUCUCAAAACGUAAAAAAAAUGACUUGGCGCUUUUGGAUUGAUGUUGACAAUUUGUGAGUAUGCAUCCAUAUGUGUUUGAAUUAUUAUUUUCUAGUAUAAUGUAGUUCCUUCUGUCAAAUGGAUUAUAUCUUGGUAAGGUAGAACAAGUGUUCAUAAUGCAAUGUAACGGUUGACCUACCUUUUGAACAGAUAGGUGCGUUAUUAUUUCAUUAAAAUAAAUAUACUGAAAAACUUAAAUGCUCUCAAGCUUGAACAGAUUAAAAUGCUAGUGUGAAGUGUUGAAGGUUUCGUAAAGCAGCUGAGGACCUCACCCAACAUGUGUCAUCAGUUUAAUCAAAGUGUUUUCAAAGAUAAAAUUUUAAGCCGAAAUUUGCAUUUAAAAUACAGUCAAACCUGUGUAAGACGGCCACCCAUUGUCAUGGAGGAAAAUGGCCGUAUAA